UUACUUCCAUGCCAAGCUAUCUAUCCAUUCCAUUUAUUUUGGGUUAUUCAUCAUCAAAUUAUAUUCCUAAUACUCUUCAAUUUCUCUUUGCUUGCUUAAAAGAAUAUUAUAAUAGUAAUGGCUCUACUACAUCCAUAUGCCUCCUUCACAUUUUCUAUCAUCUUUAUCCCUUUCAUUUUAAGCUAUUUCUGUUUGUCCGUUAAGGACACGCCUUAUGAUUAUUACCAUCAAGAAGCUUACGGUUAUGGACAUGAUUCUCUAGCUUAUCCUUCACACUUGACGGCCAUUGAAGAUGCAGAGUUUGAGGAGUAUUUGAUCAAGCUCAUGAGAAAAGAAAUUUUAGGCUCAAAUGUUGUUGGUUUAUUUUCCACGGCUAAAAAUACUGUAAUUGUUGAUGAUUUUGGAGCUAAAGGCGACGGAUCAACUGAUGACACUGAGGCGUUCAAAAAGGCGUGGCAAGAAGCUUGUUCACAAGGAGCUGUCCUUGUGGUGCCUGGGGACAAAACAUAUUAUCUUAAGCCGAUCAGAUUUUCAGGUCCUUGCAAACCAAAUCUUAUGGUUGAGAUAUAUGGAACAUUAGAAGCAUCGGAUAGUCAAUCUGACUACCGGAAAGAUAGGAAGCAUUGGCUUCUGUUUGAUAGUGUUGAGAAUUUAUUAGUGGAAGGUGGUGGAACUAUUAAUGGCAAUGGGAGGAUUUGGUGGCAAAACUCCUGCAAAGUCAAUAAAUCCCUUCCUUGCAAAGAUGCACCAACGGCCCUGACCUUCUAUAGAAGCAAAAAUUUGGUGGUGAGGAAUCUGAAUAUCCAAGAUUCGCAGCAAAUUCAUGUUUCUUUUCAAAAAUCAACAAAUGUUAUGGCUUCAAAUCUCAUGAUAACGGCACCAGCAGACAGCCCCAACACCGAUGGAAUUCAUGUGACUAAUACCCAGAACAUAAGAAUUACAAGCUCCACUAUAAGAACAGGUGAUGAUUGUAUUUCUAUCGUUGGUGGUUCCCAAAAUGUGCAAGCUGAAGACAUAACCUGCGGACCAGGCCACGGAAUCAGUAUUGGAAGCCUUGGGGCCAAAAAUUCGGAGGGUUAUGUUUCAGGAGUAACCGUGAAUGGAGCCCAAAUUUCUGGAACAACAAAUGGCGUUAGGAUCAAGACGUGGCAGGGAGGGUCAGGAACUGCAAGCAACAUCAAAUUCCAAAACAUAUACAUGUUUAAUGUUUCCAAUCCCAUUAUAAUCGACCAAAAUUAUUGCGACCAAGAGGAGCCCUGCAAGGAACAGAGCUCAGCAGUACAAGUGGAAAAUGUUGUGUACAAAAACAUAUUAGGAACAAGUGCUUCGGAUGUGGCAGUGAAAUUUGACUGCAGUAAGAGCUAUCCAUGUGAGGGGAUUGUGUUGCAAAAUAUAAACCUACAAAAACAAGGAGGUAAUGCUGCACAAGCCGAAUGCAACAAUAUUGUUAAUUUGGAUCAAAUUGGAUUUGUCUCACCAUGCUGCCCGUGAGAAUUAUUAGGAGAUUUAAUGGAGUUCAAGUGGGUCAAUGGAGCUGUGGACACCAGAUAAAUCAAAUUGCUGUAAAGAUAAUGACCAAUUAGGCUGCCAUAGUUCAUAGUAUAUAGUGAAUUAGAAAAAUAUACUAAGAGUAAAUAUUAUAUGUACAUAUAAUAAGUAUUAAUAAUGAUCAGUAACUAUAUAAUUAAAUGAUUUUGUACGAAAGAUAAAAUAAUAUUCAAUGAUAUUAUAUACAUCAUUUGUAUCAAAUUUUUAUUAAAUAAUCUUAUGUACACUCCAUCAUAAAAUAGUAUUUGGCUUUAGAUAAUUUAAGAAGGUGGAUUUGGCCUUACAAAUUUCAGGUUUCGCUGGUGCUAUAUCAGCUUGCCGAAGGAUUGAUGGAGUCCUUUGGAAUGCAUUAUUAGGAUAUAUAAUUAGUGUGUGUAUAAAUAUUAAUUAAAUAAGAUUAAUUCGAUACGUUGUUUUAA
This is a messenger RNA of Mangifera indica (mango), 1967 nucleotides long. Its product is annotated as polygalacturonase. The record is from RefSeq and is a predicted model, not a curated record. Bases 118 to 1491 code for a protein of 457 amino acids. The transcript is spliced from 9 exons. Lineage: Eukaryota; Viridiplantae; Streptophyta; Magnoliopsida; Sapindales; Anacardiaceae. Gene Ontology annotation, biological process: pectin catabolic process; anther dehiscence; fruit dehiscence. Gene Ontology annotation, molecular function: polygalacturonase activity.